This is a messenger RNA of Tachyglossus aculeatus (Australian echidna), 5437 nucleotides long. RefSeq names its product ERCC excision repair 6, chromatin remodeling factor (gene ERCC6). NCBI's taxonomy places the organism in Eukaryota, Metazoa, Chordata, Mammalia, Monotremata, Tachyglossidae. Gene Ontology annotation, molecular function: ATP-dependent chromatin remodeler activity; ATP binding. The transcript has 21 exons. The record is from RefSeq and is a predicted model, not a curated record. Gene Ontology annotation, cellular component: nucleus. Bases 79 to 4464 code for a protein of 1461 amino acids. Gene Ontology annotation, biological process: transcription-coupled nucleotide-excision repair.
GCUGCUGCUGCCCCUGCUCCAUCCGGGUCCUGCCCGCUGCUGCUCCAUCCGGGUCCUGCCCGCCGCCAGUGCUUGAGAAUGCCAACUGAGAGCACGCCUCAGCAAGGCCGUACUCCGGAACAGGACCGUCCCGGCGGCCGGGAUGGCGGGAAUGCCGAAGAGACGGCGGCUGGGCGUGCCGACGGGGACUCGGCCCCUGGACCGUCGACGUCCGGGGCCGCCGAAACCCCGAGGAAAGGGCAGUCGCUGUUGCGGAUCGACAGGCGAGAAAUCCAGUCGGUGGAGCGGAGCGCGCAAGCCUCCGAGCUCCAAGAUUUGGGAGUCGACGUGUACGACGAGGACGUCUUGGAGCGGGGAGUGAUGCACCAGGUGGAUCACGCCAUCCACCAGGCUACCAAGGCGGCUCAGCUAGCGGACGCGGAAAAGGAGUACCGAUCCGUUUUGGAUGAUCUCAGAUCCUGUUCAACAUCUCUGAGGCAGAUCGAUACGAUUAUUGAACAGCUUACCCCCGAAGCUCCCAACAACAAAGACGUCAACAGAAAACUGGAUUCCGUGAAACGGCAGAAAUAUAACAAGGAAAAUCAAUUAAGGAAGAUCAAAGCCAAAGAAAAACGUCUUCUGGCAGUUCUUGGUGGAACAGAGAUUGAUAUUCGAGCAGUUGAGGAUUUGGAAGCCGAUGAAGAGCCUGGACCGUCCACCCUGGGCAGUAUGCUCAUGCCCGCCCAGGAGAGCGAAUGGGAAGAACUCAUUCGGACCGGUCAGAUGACCCCGUUUGGCACCCAAAUCCCCCAGAAACAAGAGAGGAAACCGCGCAAGCUAAUGCUUAACGAAGCAGCAGACUUUGAGAAAUAUUUGGCGGAUCAAGCCAAGCUGUCAUUUGAAAGGAGGAGGCCGGCCCUUCGGAAAAGAGCCAGAGAGAAAACGCAGCCCUCCGCGGGCAAUUCGGAGACGAUCUCCACGGCGGAAGGAGACUGGAAGAAGAAAAGGGCGACCCUAUCCAAAACGGAGAGGACUUUGAAAAAGCACCUUAAGAAGCUCCAGCGCCAGGCCGUCCGAUGUUGGGGCAAGGUGUGGCUGCCAAGGCAACAGAAAUCCCGGGAGCCGCCGAGGAAGUCCAAGAGCGACAGGAGCGAGGAGUCGGAUUACGGACCCGAAGACCAUGAGGAGGAAGAAGAGCAUCGCCUCUCCGAUGCCUCCCCGAGCCCCGACGACCAGCUGCUGCCUUGGUCCAAGAGCAGGAAACGGAAGGAGGUUCCAGCAGAUGAUUCGGACGAUCUCCUCUCGCCGGGUUCUGGAGAAGAAGGCGGCGGAGGAAGGAUCCCCAAAACAAAGCGAUGCCGAGAUGAUGGCGAUGAAGGUUAUUAUAAGCAGCGGUUAAGGAGGUGGAACAAACAGCGGCUGAAGGAGAAAGAGGAACAUCAGAUAGCUGAAGACGAUACUGAGGAAAGCGACGCAGAGUUCGACGAAGGUUUUAGAGUGCCAGGUUUUCUGUUCAAAAAGCUUUUUAAGUACCAGCAGACAGGUGUUAGGUGGCUGUGGGAAUUGCACUGCCAGCAGGCAGGAGGAAUUCUAGGAGACGAGAUGGGAUUGGGCAAGACCAUCCAGAUAAUUGCCUUCUUGGCAGGUCUGAGCUACAGCAAGAUCAGGACUCGUGGUUCAAAUUACAGGUUCAAGGGAUUGGGCCCAACUGUGAUUGUGUGUCCAACCACAGUAAUGCAUCAGUGGGUGAAAGAAUUUCACACUUGGUGGCCUCCGUUUAGAGUUGCGAUUCUACACGAUACUGGCUCAUACACAAACAAAAAGGUGAAACUAAUUCGUGAAAUUGCAGGAUGUCAAGGAAUUUUGAUCACUUCCUAUUCAUACAUUCGGUUGAUGCAGGAUAACAUCAACAACUACGACUGGCACUACGUGAUCUUGGAUGAGGGGCACAAAAUCCGAAAUCCGAACGCCGCGGUUACGCUGGCUUGCAAACAGUUUCGAACUCCACAUCGGAUUAUCUUGUCCGGUUCUCCUAUGCAAAAUAACCUCAGGGAGCUGUGGUCUCUAUUUGACUUUGUCUUCCCGGGAAAAUUGGGAACCCUGCCGGUCUUCAUGGAGCAAUUUUCUGUUCCGAUUACCAUGGGAGGGUAUUCUAAUGCAUCCCCUGUUCAGGUAAAAACAGCUUAUAAAUGUGCGUGUGUUUUGAGAGACACCAUAAACCCUUAUCUCCUGCGGAGAAUGAAGGCAGAUGUAAAAAUGAGCCUUUCGCUGCCGGAUAAAAACGAACAGGUACUGUUCUGUCGCCUGACAGCAGAGCAGCGUGAAGUCUAUCAAAAUUUUGUCGACUCCAAAGAAGUCUACAGGAUUCUGAGUGGAGAAAUGCAGAUUUUCCCGGGUCUCAUGGCCUUAAGAAAGAUGUGCAACCACCCCGAUCUCUUCUCCGGGGGGCCCAAGAUCCUCAAAAGCGUUCCAGAUGAUGAACUAGAGGAAGAAGAUCAAUUUGGAUACUGGAAGCGGUCUGGCAAAAUGAUAGUGGUCGAGUCUCUGCUGAAAAUAUGGCAUAAACAAGGCCACCGAGUGCUUCUCUUUUCUCAGUCACGACAGAUGCUGCAUAUACUCGAAGUGUUUCUCAGAGAACAAAAGUAUUCCUAUCUUAAGAUGGAUGGUACUACUACAAUAGCUUCCAGGCAGCCACUUAUAACAAGAUAUAAUGAGGACACUUCGAUUUUUGUGUUUCUUCUCACCACGCGUGUCGGUGGGAUCGGAGUCAACCUGACGGGAGCGAACAGGGUUAUCAUCUAUGAUCCUGACUGGAACCCCAGUACAGACACACAGGCUCGAGAGCGUGCUUGGAGAAUAGGUCAGAAGAAGCAAGUGACUGUUUAUCGACUCCUCACUGCAGGAACCAUUGAAGAAAAAAUGUACCACAGGCAAAUCUUCAAACAAUUUUUAACGAACAGAAUUCUAAAAGAUCCAAAACAAAGGCGUUUUUUCAAGUCCAAUGACCUUUAUGAGCUAUUCACCCUGAGCAAUCCUGAUGGUUCUCAAGGCACUGAAACUAGUGCUAUUUUUGCAGGUACAGGUUCAGAUGUUCCAGCACCCAAACGUCAUUUAAAAAGGAAACUUCAGGGGCCUCCUGCUGGAUCUUGCCAAGGUCGGCACCUGACGGAUCCCGAGUCUUCAAACAGCACCAGAGAACCAGUCUCCUCCCCAGCAAGACAGAGUAGGGCUCAUUCAUCCACUGAGGAGACAGAAGUAAACUCAGAAGCUUUCCUGUUAACAGUUGGAGCACCAACUAAUGCUAAUGGCCUUUCAGGAGAGAACAGCGAACAGACCGAUUUGGCAUCCCCCCUGGAAGAACAUGCGCCAAUUCUUGGACACGGAGAACAUUUAAGUCCCCCACGCCUUGGUGAAGCUCCCGGGGCGUCCAGUGGCGAAAGGACUGAAGAAGAACAAAAUCUUUCCCAGGAUGGGACAACUUCUCAGGUUAAACCGGAUGCAAAGUCGGAGAGCGAACAGGCUGAAAAUCAUUUUCAGAAGCACAAGUCGAAAAUGAAACAUCAUGUCGAGGAAGGAAAAGAGCCCCUUAAACCUGAGGGACGGACACCUAGCCCGAAGAAGCCCAAGUGUCCCAAAGAUGCCAAAUUUGAAGGCACCCGCGUUCCUCACUUAGUGAAACAGAAGCAAUACCGCAAAAGGGUCAGGGAAGAUGAGAAAGAGGAAGAUGCCAAAAAGAAUGAUGAUUAUGUCCUGGAGAAACUUUUCAAAAAAUCAGUAGGCGUCCAUAGUAUCAUGAAGCAUGAUACAAUUAUGGAGGCAUCCAACCCAGAUUUUGUGUUGGUGGAAGCAGAAGCCAAUCGAGUAGCCCAGGAUGCUUUGAGAGCCCUGAAGAUUUCACGGCAGCGAUGUUUAGGAGCAACCUCUGGUGUUCCCACCUGGACAGGAAAUAGUGGGCUUUCGGGCGCCCCGGCGGGAAUCAAGAGUAGAUUUGGUCAGAAAAGGAAUCCCACUUUGUCGGCUCCACAGAUUUCCUCCAAGUCUCCAAAAGGGAAAUGCAAGGAUGCCGAUAUCCUCCAAAGAGAUGGGCAGAGUGUACCUCAGGCACAUUUCAGUGGGACGACAGAGGACGGAGAAGGUCCGUCCGGUCCUCUGGCUUCAUCUUCCCUCUUAGCGAAGAUGAGAGCCCGAAACCAUCUAAUUUUGCCCCAGAGAGCAGAGGGCGAGAACAUGAGCGCGCCACAGGCCCCCGCCCCGUCGCCCGCCGCUACAGAACACGACGACUUGCUGGUGGACGUGAGGAACUUCAUCGCUUUCCAGGCCCGCGUGGACGGCCAGGCCAGCACUCAGGAGAUCCUACGGGAAUUUGAAUCCAAGCUGUCGACGUCCCAGUCCUGUGUCUUCCGAGAACUGCUGAGAAACCUGUGCACGUUCCACAGGGGCGGGAACGGCGAAGGGGUGUGGAGGCUAAAGCCGGAGUUCCGUUGAGCCGACCGCCGGUCACGGCGGGCAGUCUUGGCAUCUGCCUCCGAGAUUUGACCCCGCGGCUCGCCGAAACUCUGAUUUCCUUUUUUUCUGAAAGGAAGUCCGACUGUGAGAGCUUCCUAUGUUCUAGAACAUGAACACUGUACAGUUCGGGCGGGGGGGGGAAGAACCAGACUGUGAGACCGGGCUUCAUUUUUCACCGUGUCACAUCUACCUCAACUGCCACUGAAAAGAAAAAAAGCCAUGUCCCCCAGCUUGCAAACAGCUUGAAUAAGGCUAACGAAAUACAAAACAGGUGUUUUCAUUUUAUAUUGCAAUAAGAACCCUGGAAUCUCUGGCGAUUCCGAAGUUGUUCCGAGGCCUUUUGAUUUGUGCGUUUGGGAAGGGUGUCACAUUUACAGCUCAGCGUUUACAUCCAAACUCAUGGAGUGGAAUCUCAAGAAUCUUCCAAGUGUGAUUAUUUUUGUUUUUUUGAGGGGGGGAGGGAGGUGUUGAAAGUUGUGCACACUUAAUGUAUUUAUAAUUGACAGCUCUCAUUUGCUUGAUAUGCAAUUUUAAAAUGCUUUUUAUAGCCUAUCAGGAAAAAUUUGCCAAUGACUUGUCUUAAUGAAAGUGAUUGUACUGUAAGCAUUAUAGAUCCUAUUACUGUCUUACCAGAUUUUCUUUGUGGAUUAUGCACUGUUUUCCAGGGUUAAAGGAUAGGUUACAUUGGUAAUGAAGUAGAAUCUUUGUACAGCCCUUUCAUUUAAGUAUUAGAGGCCACGUUGUUAGCUGCUUUGUAGAAGGAAGUUUCUCAAAGGAUUUUUGGACAGGGUGUUCUUGAAUCGUGAACAUAUGCUAACUCCUCACCAGGGUUUGGGCAAAAAAAGAUGUAUUUCCAGGUCUUCACCUACCAGUGGUGGGUCGUGAAGCUAAAACGCAAGUACUGUGAAAGUUGAUGUGACGCUUAGGGGUAUUUUUUUUACUAUUUAUAUAU